GCACGGCCCCAUUCGUUCGCCGGCAAACCGGAAGCAGGAGGCGAGAGGAGUUGAAGGCAGCGGCGGCGGCGUCGGAGUCGUCUCCGAACAACACAAAACUACAAAGUUCCAUCGCUCGCCAUCCGCGUCCUUUAAACGCCAACCCGGACUCCGCGAGCCCCUCACGCCCUCUCCCACCCCCUCUUCCGUCUCGCCAUGGCCUCGUAUCGGGCGGCUGACUCGAAGCGGGAGGAGUUCCGUAGGUACCUGGAGAAGUCGGGCGUUCUGGACGCGCUCACAAAAGUGCUCGUUGGUCUGUACGAGGAGCCAGACAAACCCAACAAUGCCCUGGACUUCCUGAAGCAGCACCUGAGCUCUGCGGGCCCCGAGGGGGCCGAUGUAGAGGCCCUGCGCCUCGAGGCCUCUGAACUGCGCCUCAAGUUGGACUCCCUGGCUGAAGAGAACCGCGAGCUCAAGGGCAAGCUGGCUCGCUAUGAAGCGGUGGUGGACGAGGGGCGCACGGAGUAGGGGGGGGGGUGCAAGGCACUGGGGAAUGCACACACAAACAUAGACACACAGUCACACACUCGCUCACAGAGACACACACAGACACACUAAUGCACACUCACACCUAGACACACACACGUGCACGCACACACUCUCGCGCACACACGCGCACAUCCACGUGGUUAUGGGUAUGCACAUGAAACACUCCCUUUCCUCCCACGCUCGCUACUCUCACAUUCCAACACAUAGGCAAAGGUCCCCCGUGUAGCCCGCACUGGCUGUUGGUGAAAGUACUGCUAGCGAGGGGAGCACCCACUAAUACCCACCCAACCCAACACUUGGUCUAACACUCAAUCUAACACCCACCUAACCUAACACUCGGUCUACCACUCCACCUAACACUCAAUCUAACACUGUCCAACACCCAUUCAUCCAAUCCAACACUCAGUAUAACACCAAAUCUAACACCCACCCAAUCUAAGUCUAUCACCCCAGUCACACUUAGUCUAACACCACCUCCUGCCCGUCUUCUCCACCUGGGUUCCUUUGGUGUUACUGGGGUGGAGUCUUUGCCGUGACCGGGGUGGGCGGAGUUAGUGACUUGUGGGCGGGGUUAGUGGCUGGUGGGUGGAGUUGGUGGCUGAUUGGUGGGGUCAAGUGGUUGGUGGGCAGAGUUGAUGGCUGGGGGGGGGGGUGAGGGGCUGAUCAUCGCACUGAGUUCACAUAUUUUUUUCAGUCCACCCUCUGUGCGACGACGAUGACAACAGUGCGGGAGAGAGGAGCAGAGAUAAUUAUUUGUUGUUACAAUCUCUGUCCCUGUUUUGGAGUGUUUCAUUAAAGGAAGUGGUUUGUUUGAA
This is a messenger RNA of Lethenteron reissneri (Far Eastern brook lamprey), 1343 nucleotides long. RefSeq names its product c-Myc-binding protein-like. The record is from RefSeq and is a predicted model, not a curated record. Lineage: Eukaryota; Metazoa; Chordata; Hyperoartia; Petromyzontiformes; Petromyzontidae. Gene Ontology annotation, cellular component: nucleus. Gene Ontology annotation, biological process: regulation of DNA-templated transcription. Gene Ontology annotation, molecular function: transcription coactivator activity.